GGAGAUCGCAGGAGGGCAUUCAGGUGGCUGCUGCACCGUGGCUGAAGGUGGAGUUUUGCCAGGAACAGGAUGGAGAUGGUGUGGCUGUGCUUGGUGCUGGUCCCUGUGCAGCACGUUCUUGCUGUGGCCUGGCUGUACCUGGCCAAGGAGCCUUCUCUGUGGAUGGUCCUCCAGGACCCCAGUGGCUGUGAGGUUCUGAUGGGGCUAGUGGAAGAGCAGGUCUAUGUUUGCCAGCGACAGGUGGAAGCCAUGGAUGCAGUGAAGCGAGGUGCAGAGCUGGCUGUUGAGGAGUGUCAGCAUCAGUUUCACGCUUGCCGGUGGAACUGCUCCACUCUGCAGGGGCUGCAGGUCUUUGGCAAGGUUGCCAUCCAAAGCACGCAGGAGUCUGCUUUCAUCCUCGCCAUCUCUGCCUCCAGCAUUGCCUUUGCUGUGACUUGUGUCUGCAGCCGUGGGGAGCUGGAGAAGUGUGGCUGUGACCGCAAGAUUCGAGGAGUCAGCCCAGAAGGUUUCGAAUGGUCAGGCUGCUCUGAUAACCUGUCUUAUGGGAUUGCCUUUUCUCAAGCCUUUGUAGACAACCCUGAGAGGAACCGUGGUGUGUCCUCCAGCCGAGCACUCAUGAACCUGCCCAACAACGAGGCUGGGAGGAAGGCUCUCCUGGCCCACAUGAAGGUGGAGUGCAAGUGCCACGGCAUGUCUGGUUCCUGCCAGGUACGCACAAGCUGGAAGGUCAUGCCUCCUUUCCGGAAAGUGGGCAACAUCCUCAAGGAAAAAUUUGAGGGGGCGACAGAGGUUCACCCCAAGUGGGUUGGUUCCCGCAACCUCCUGGUACCCAAGAGCUCUCACUUCAAGUCCUACACAGCUCAUGACCUGGUCUACCUGUUGGCCAGCCCAGACUUCUGUGACCAGGAUCCCCAGAGCGGUGUCUUUGGUACCUCUGGCCACCAGUGCAACCGGACAUCCCUGGCCAUGUAUGGCUGUGAGCUCCUGUGCUGCGGCAGGGGCUUCCAGACGGCCCAGGCAGAGGUGGUGGAGCGAUGCAGCUGCAAGUUUCGCUGGUGCUGCUCCAUCAAGUGCAAGCAGUGCCAGCACCUGGUAGAGGUGCACAGCUGCUGCUGAGCGGGAGCGCACCUGGGCAGUGGGAGGCUGAGGGGGGCUGCAAGGAGAGGAAAAGCCCAGGGAAAGACAUAGGGGGGCGUGGGGGAGACACACAGCCUGAGAGGGAGCAGAGGACAUGUGAGGUUUUGCUGCCCUGACUGACAGCAGUCCCUGGUGCUGGGGGAGCCAUCAGCUCCCGGGUGUUCCCCACACAGCAUGCUCUUGACAGCCUCUUUGGGCUCUUUUGUGGUUUGAAUUAUUUUUCUGGAUGGAGGGUUGGAGGACACAAGCCCAACGAACUCUUAGACUUUAGAAAUAAACCAGCUGUGAUGGAAAGGAAA
Molecule: messenger RNA, 1436 nt
Organism: Columba livia (rock pigeon)
Lineage: Eukaryota; Metazoa; Chordata; Aves; Columbiformes; Columbidae
Product: protein Wnt-4
Exons: 5
Coding region: 70-1116 (348 amino acids)
Biological process (GO): cell fate commitment; canonical Wnt signaling pathway; multicellular organism development
Cellular component (GO): extracellular region
Molecular function (GO): cytokine activity; frizzled binding
Source: RefSeq, a predicted model, not a curated record